CUUUCCUUCGUAUUCUUUCGGUCUCUUUGAAGGGCUCCGCUUCUGCUUCUUUGCUUCUAGUUACAAAUAAUUUCUCCCAUUUCCUAUACACAGCUUUUUCAAUUACCUCAUUUCAAAAGUAAGGGAGAGAUUCCGUUCCCUCUGUCCUCCCCUCCCCGCCUUCUCCGAAUCCGAGCCUCCGAGUUUCCGCCCCGGAGAUACAGUCAUCCCACUCAAGAUUGUUACAGAAUCGCAAUUGCACAGCAUACCCUACGCAAUUGUUAUAAGCCAUUGAGUUUCGCACUCAGACUGGGUUCAAUUCUCGGACAUAAUUAUCAAUUCCAAUUCAACCAGUCUUCCCAUUUCACCAGAGGAAUCAGUUACCCUCAAGGUAGCAUUUAGCCAUUCCCUCAGCCCCGCCUCCAAUUCCGCAAAGCAACGAGGGGCACAUUUCUCCAAGACAACCACCUUCCUCAUACAAGACAACCAACCCGAAAAUACCAGCCAACAUGCAUUCCCCUUUGGAUCCAACCCUUCAAUUCGACUCUAUUGAGGACACAAUAGCGGCCUUUAAGAACGGCGAAUUCAUCAUCGUGCUCGAUUCGCAAGACCGCGAAAAUGAAGGCGAUCUCAUCAUUGCCGCUGACUCCAUCACUCCGGCGCAGAUGGCUUUCCUUGUUCGCCACACAAGUGGCCUGAUAUGCGCCCCCGUUACCCCCGAAAUAGCCACCCGCCUCGCCCUCCCUCAAAUGGUCACCGAGAACGCUGAUCCUAAGGGAACCGCGUACACCGUCUCCGUCGACGCAGCUGACCCCUCUAUAACAACUGGUAUCUCGGCACAAGACCGCGCUCUUGCCUGUCGGAUCCUGGGAUCGCCGACAUCCACGGCAGCGGAUCUGCGCCGACCCGGCCAUGUAAUUCCGCUACAGGCGAGACCCGGAGGUGUCAGGGAACGCACGGGACAUACAGAGGCGGCAGUGGAGUUCUGUCGGUUGGCGGGCAAGACGCAGGCGGGUGUCAUCGCGGAGCUUGUGGAGGAUGGAGAGGUCGUACCGGGAGUUCCAGAAAUUGGGGGUAACAAUGGGAUGAUGAGACGGGAUGGGUGCUUGAGGUUUGGAAAGAAGUGGGGGAUCAAGGUAUGUACGAUUGAGGAUUUGGUGGAGUAUGUUGAGAGGGUGGAGGGUGCUGGCGCUGUGAAUGGGAACUGAGUGAGUGUUGACUUGUUCCUUUUUACCUGGUCUUCUUUUCUUCAUCGCCUCUCUUGCAUGUCUUUCUCUUCGAUUCUGUGCUGUGCUUCUUGGGGCAUUUUAAAUCUGCGUGCUUUCUGCUGUUUUGAUACAUACCUUUUGUUCUCGCUAUUUUUUAUGAUUUACCUCAUGGGAUCGGACGGGACUCAUUGCAUUAACGGGGAAGAUAACUCGAAAACUGGAUGGAUGUAUAUAGAUUACCAGCUGGAGGGUGGACGGCUUGAGGGAUGUUGGCUUCGUCAACAGAGUUAGCUUUUGAAUUAGAUGUGAAACAGAUGUAUACAUAUGUUGAAAAUUAGAGAUGAU
Molecule: messenger RNA, 1532 nt
Organism: Aspergillus welwitschiae
Lineage: Eukaryota; Fungi; Ascomycota; Eurotiomycetes; Eurotiales; Aspergillaceae
Product: 3,4-dihydroxy-2-butanone-4-phosphate synthase RIB3
Exons: 3
Coding region: 489-1187 (232 amino acids)
Biological process (GO): aerobic respiration; riboflavin biosynthetic process
Cellular component (GO): cytosol; mitochondrial intermembrane space
Molecular function (GO): 3,4-dihydroxy-2-butanone-4-phosphate synthase activity
Source: RefSeq, a predicted model, not a curated record